Bursaphelenchus okinawaensis is the source of this 967-nucleotide messenger RNA. The record is from the annotation of a GenBank genome assembly. NCBI's taxonomy places the organism in Eukaryota, Metazoa, Nematoda, Chromadorea, Rhabditida, Aphelenchoididae.
AUGAUACUUUUUGAUGUGGCUACAGCUGGAGAGUGGCUGGGUACGUUUUUUGCUACAUAUUAGGUUUAACCAAAAGUGGCGGGACGCUUUUAACUUUUUAGUUCAUUUUUUAGAGCCAAGAAUGGACUUCUCACCAGGAACAGAAGCCUAUUAUUCUAGGUUUACGAAUGAUCUCACAUCCGCUGAAACCGAAGUAUUUUUGGAAAUGGUUAGCAAUGAACACGGCAAAUCAGACAAAAUGGUCCAUGAAGCUGUGGUUGAUCCAAAAAUAGUACGAAAAGUGAUUCGACUUCAAACUGAAAACUUCAGACGUCAGGGAAUGAGCGAGAGGCUCAUUGCUGUUUAUAUGGAGGUGAGCUUUGAUUUUUUUUAUUUUUAACUUUUCUUGCCAUGCCUUGCGUUACCUUGCCUUGCCUUGGGCCUUGCCUUAGGCAUUGCCUUGGGUCUUGCAUUGGGCCUUGCCUUGCCCCUCGCCUUGCCUUCUUUUGUCCCUCGCUUUGCCUUUGGCAUUGCCUUGCUUUGUCUUGGUCCUUGCCUUUCUUUGCCUUGCCUGGUGCCUUGCCUUGGGCCUUGCCUUGGGCCUUGCCUUGCCUGGCAUUGCCUUGACUUAUCUUGCUUUGCUUUGCUUUGCAUAGCUUUAGUAUUACUCUUAGCCUUACAAUUUUUAGUCUUAUUUUAAAUAUCAAUCACAAAAUAAAUUUUAAAACCCUUAUUGUAGAUGGUCCGACAAGGAUCUGGACUCCUCCACUCUCGAUACCCACAAACCUGGAGAGAGCAAGCAGUUUGGGAACAAGCUUUAAGAAAGGUCUACGACAAAUUCGACCGGUUGACUCCAACUGAAAAGUCCUUUUUACGGUGGCAAAAUCCAAGUUGGUACACUAUACUAGAACAACGUAAACCUGUACCACUGUUUAGAGCUCGGCGGAGGAGCAAAGUUAGAAAAGCUCAUCGAAAGUCCAGACCAUGA